Drosophila gunungcola (fruit fly) is the source of this 1902-nucleotide messenger RNA. RefSeq names its product NADP-dependent malic enzyme. NCBI's taxonomy places the organism in Eukaryota, Metazoa, Arthropoda, Insecta, Diptera, Drosophilidae. Gene Ontology annotation, molecular function: malate dehydrogenase (decarboxylating) (NADP+) activity; NAD binding; malate dehydrogenase (decarboxylating) (NAD+) activity. Gene Ontology annotation, biological process: malate metabolic process; pyruvate metabolic process. The record is from RefSeq and is a predicted model, not a curated record. Gene Ontology annotation, cellular component: mitochondrion.
UCAUUUUAUCCUUCAACACCGAAAUUUCCAGAAUUUUAGUUAAUUUAGAGUUGCUUUUCUUUAGGCAAGAUGAGUUUCUUUAGGAUAUUGCAUUGUGGUUUUACACGUCAAACAGCCAUUCCAAAUGCACAUCAAUCAAAUUCUAAGCGCAAUACGAACACAUUUAAAUGUAGUGCCCCAGCAUAUGACACAAUCCGGACUCCAUUGGAGUUGGUUCUUUCCAAACAGAGUAACAAGUUUCUGGGCUUCACGUUGGAGGAACGCCAGCGUUUGGGCAUCCAUGGUCUUAUGCCGGCCUGUAUUCGCUCCGAUGAAGAACAGAUGCUGGCCAUCGAGUCGAACUUUUUGGCCUUCUCCGAUAAUGUCGCCAAGUAUCGGUACAUGAGGGCCUUGCGACUGGCUUACGAAAAGCUGUACUUCAAGUUCGUGGCUCGAAAUGUUAAGUUGGUGUUGCCUAUCAUCUACACGCCCACUGUGGGCGUGGCAUGCACUGUAUAUGGGAUGUUGUACCGCGGAGUUGUGGGCAUUCACAUCACGAAACACGAUCGCGGCCACAUGAAGCAGAUCCUGUUGAACUGGCCGACGCGGAGCAGCACCCAAGCCAUCUGUGUGACCGAUGGCGAACGCAUCCUGGGACUGGGCGACCUGGGAGCCAAUGGCAUGGGCAUAUCCGUGGGAAAAAUGGACCUGUACACAGCUUUGGCCGGCAUUCCACCCUCCAAGCUCAUGCCAGUUUGCCUGGAUGUGGGCACAAACAACAAGUCCCUCCACGAGGAUCCAUUGUACAUCGGGCUGCGCGAGGAGCGAUUGAAGGGCGACGAGUAUGUGUCCUUUGUCGAUGAGUUCAUGGAAUCAGUGGUGGAGACCUUCGGCAGACAGACACUCAUCCAUUUCGAGGACUUUGCCACGCCCAAUGCGUUCAUGUUUCUGAACAGAUAUCAGGACUGCUAUUGCCACUUCAACGACGACAUCCAGGGAACCGCUGCUGUGGGCCUGGGCGGAUUGCUGGGCAUUCAGCGGAUAACCAAGAAGCCACUGGAGGAGCACGUCAUCCUGUUCGCGGGAGCAGGCAGCGCUGCCAUGGGCAUCUCGAGUCUGCUUAAGGAGGAACUGCUGUCCAGGGGCCUCAGCGAAGUCGAGGCAGCCAAAAACAUUUACAUUUUUGACCAGGGCGGUGCCAUAACCAAGAAAAGAAAGGAUAUACCAGAAAAUAUUGUGAUUUUUGCAAAGGAAAUGUCGCCAAUUAAGUCGCUAGAGGAGCUAGUUGAGAAGAUCAAGCCCUCAAUUCUAAUAGGUGCCACGGGAACAGGAGGACUUUUCACAGAGAAAAUAAUACGCAGCAUGGCAGCGAAUCAUGAACGACCCGGAAUCUUUGCAUAUUCCAAUCCCACCUCCAAGUCCGAGUGUACCGCCGAACAGGCCUACAAAUUUUCAGAUGGAAGAGCUAUCUUUUCGUCUGGUUCCCCCUUUCCGCCAGUGGAAUUUAAUGGCAAGCGGCUGACUCCAGGCCAGGCUAACAACUGCUUUGCCUUUCCCGGUUUGGUUUUGGGCACAAUGACCGUCCAGGCCGAACGGAUGCCCAACGAGAUAUUCCUGCUGGCCGCCCACGAACUUGCCAAGUUUCCCACCGAUGAGGAUAUAAAUGGAGGACGCAUCUAUCCGCAGGUGGAGCAGGCCAUCGAAGUGGCCCUUAAAAUUGGCGUGGAAGUGGCAAAGUAUCUAAUAGAAAACGAUCUAGCUAAACGGGCUUUGGACCCCGAUGAAGUUCACGACUAUAUCUUAAGGCAUGCCUACCAACUGGAAUAUGGCAGCGCACUGGCCAAGACAUGGAAUUAUCCAGAGAUGAAGCCGCAUCCAAGUACGGCGGGUCUUCAAAAGGAACUUGAAAAGAAAAAGUAGGCG